Messenger RNA from Diospyros lotus (date-plum), 930 nucleotides. Its product is annotated as V-type proton ATPase 16 kDa proteolipid subunit-like. NCBI's taxonomy places the organism in Eukaryota, Viridiplantae, Streptophyta, Magnoliopsida, Ericales, Ebenaceae. Gene Ontology annotation, molecular function: proton-transporting ATPase activity, rotational mechanism. The transcript has 3 exons. The record is from RefSeq and is a predicted model, not a curated record. Gene Ontology annotation, biological process: proton transmembrane transport. The coding region runs from base 102 to 602 and encodes 166 amino acids. Gene Ontology annotation, cellular component: proton-transporting V-type ATPase, V0 domain.
CCGAACCUUUCAUCGCAACAAAUCGCAAAUAGAGUUUCUCCAAACAUCAUAGGAACUACGAAUUGCAUCUCGUCGGAGCUUCCACAUCUCCGUAACCAAACAUGUCGUCUUCAACGUUCAGCGGCGACGAGACGGCGCCGUUCUUCGGGUUCCUCGGAGCCGCCGCAGCCCUAGUUUUCUCCUGCAUGGGAGCUGCUUAUGGGACCGCAAAGAGUGGGGUGGGCGUGGCGUCCAUGGGAGUGAUGCGGCCCGAGCUGGUGAUGAAAUCCAUUGUUCCGGUGGUUAUGGCCGGAGUCUUGGGGAUUUACGGGUUGAUUAUAGCUGUUAUUAUUAGUACGGGGAUUAACCCCAAGGCAAAGUCUUAUUACUUGUUCGAUGGCUACGCACAUUUGUCGUCGGGUCUUGCUUGUGGGCUGGCUGGUCUCUCGGCUGGAAUGGCCAUUGGAAUUGUGGGUGAUGCGGGAGUUAGGGCUAAUGCACAGCAACCAAAGCUUUUUGUGGGCAUGAUCCUGAUCUUGAUUUUUGCUGAAGCCCUUGCACUCUACGGUCUCAUUGUGGGGAUCAUUCUCUCGUCUCGGGCAGGCCAAUCUCGAGCAGAUUAAAAAAAGAAAAAAAAAAAAAAACACAGCGAGGUAGCUAGGCUUGGAUUUACUGGACUCCUGAAUUCAACUAAUCCGAAGUUUAUGAGUAACAGGCGGGCAGGCUGCCAUGGUCUGUUAAAACUUCAUUGAUAUAUAUAUAUAUAUAUACAUAUACUUUUUUGUUGCAGAAUCAAUUUGUUGUCUGGAUUCUGUGAUGAAUAUGACUGUUUUCUGUAGAUGUCUACUCACUGCCCCUUUGGCUUUGAGAUGACCCUGGUUGUGGGUUGGUUGGUUGUGCCUUGUGGAGGCGGCCUUUGGUUGGUAAUGUUAAAACUUGGGAGUUCAUGUU